AUGUCUGCCGAAAACGUCGAGAAGCCGGUCGAGGAGGUCAAGCCCGAGGCCCCCAAGGAGUCAAACCCUCCGGUCACCAGCUCGUCCGUCUUCUCCAUGUUCGGUGGCGGCGCCAAGAAGGACAAGAAGGAGACUGAGGAGGACCGUGGCGAUAACUCGGGCAGCGCAAAGGCUCAGCGCGAGGCCGCCGCUGCCGCCGCCGCCUCCAAGGGAGGUGACGAUGACGACCAAGCCCCCGAGUCCGAGGAUAUCCACUUCGAACCCGUUAUCCAUCUGACCGAGAAGGUGGAGGUCAAGACCAACGAGGAGUUGGAGGAACAACUCUUCAAGAUGCGUGCCAAGCUCUUCAAAUUUGUCUCGGAGACUAAGGAAUGGAAAGAGCGCGGCACUGGCGAUAUUCGCCUCCUUAAGCAUCGCGAGAACGGCAAGACCAGAUUGGUUAUGCGUCGGGAUAAGACUCUCAAGGUCUGUGCCAACCAUUAUAUCGUACCCGAGAUGAAGCUCUCUCCCAACGUUGGUUCGGACCGUAGCUGGGUUUGGAAUGCCGCUGCCGAUGUCAGCGAAGGAGAGCCCGAGGCUGUCACGCUUGCCAUCCGAUUUGCCAACUCGGAGAACGCCAACUUGUUCAAAGAUGCUUUCCUCAAGGCUCAGAAGGACAAUACCGCUCUCUUUGGGGCGGCGGAAUCUACGGAGAAGAAGGAGGAGCGCAAGAUCAAGGUUGUUACGGAGCAGCACAAUAUUGACAAGCCUGCUAUCAAUGAGGGCUUUCCCAUGAAAGAGUGGACUGUCGAGAUCUACAUCCUCGAUCAAGAUGAAAAAGAGAAGCCAGCCAAGUGCUUCACUAAGGUGGUUUACCACCUCCACCCGUCAUUCGAGAACCCGGUUCAGACCUUCCUGGAUCCCCCGUUCCGUUGCCGAAAUGAGGGCUGGGGAGAGUUCGAGAUGACCAUUGACAUGUUCACCACCGAGAAGGGCGGAAAAACUUCGAUCCAGCAUGAUCUGAACUUUACGGCCUCGACUUAUAACAACAUCCACAACGUGUCGUUCAAGAACCCGUCGCAGGCGUUGCAGCAAAUUCUCCGCGAGACCGGCCCGCUGCCCUCAGACGAGGAGCGUAAGCUCAAAAAGGCUGACGGCGGUAAAAAGAAGAAGACAUUUGACGUGGAGAAGAUGGCCGAUGGCUUGGUCAAGCUCUCUGAGGAAGACCUCUUGCAGGUCAUCCAGAUGAUUCAUGACAACAAGGACGAUGCCACGUAUAUCCAAAACAAUAUUGAUGCUGGCGAGUUCUCGGUCGAUCUAUAUACGCUUCCAGACAGUUUGAUGAAGAUGCUGUGGGACUUUUUGGUCAAGGCAUCGGUCAUCUCCUAA
This is a messenger RNA of Lasiosphaeria miniovina, 1368 nucleotides long. Its product is annotated as RanBP1 domain-containing protein. Gene Ontology annotation, molecular function: GTPase activator activity. Bases 1 to 1368 code for a protein of 455 amino acids. Gene Ontology annotation, biological process: nucleocytoplasmic transport; regulation of DNA-templated transcription. The record is from RefSeq and is a predicted model, not a curated record. The transcript is spliced from 9 exons. Gene Ontology annotation, cellular component: cytoplasm; nuclear pore. Lineage: Eukaryota; Fungi; Ascomycota; Sordariomycetes; Sordariales; Lasiosphaeriaceae.